ACUUUGACAAGUUAAUACUUAGGUGUGUAAGUAGGUACUUGCCUAGUGGUCUAUGCAUCUAUAGUGGUACAGCAACUUUGGUAGGUACAAUCAGAGUGGGUAUGUAGUUUUAGCAAGAGCCAGGUACCAACCCAACACUCAAGGUUGCCGCACCCUUUUAAAAUGUCACCAAAUAGGUAGACGAUACCUACCGGCAUAUCUACAACGAACGGGGGCUUUCUAAGACCUCAACCCCAAUCUGAUGUCUUGUGCCGCUAUGCACCUCUCGUCAUCAAUGUCCCAAUGUCCGCCAACAAAUUUUUAAAUGGCGACCUUCCAGCCCACUCAACGCAGAAAAGUUCGCGUAAGCUGAAUCUCAGCGCCUCGAACCCCUCCAUUCGCGAUGCCUCGUCCAUCGCCGACGUUCGCGCUAGCCUGGCUGCACUCCAUACUCGCGAAACCGCCAUAACGAAUCGCCUGGGCUCUCUCGUCUCUUCCCAAGCCGAUCUGUCCCGCGAAUUGGGUCGGCUUGAUCUACUGCGUGCCAACCUAGGUUCCCAGGUUAUCGCAACCAGGUCAAUCAGCAAUGGCAUGCUAUCGUCGGCCGCUGAGACCGCCGGUCGACUUUCCAACCGAGUCAAAGAGCUGGAUCUGGAAAAAGACAGGGUACAGCAGACUUUGAAGGUUGUCGAACAAGUUGCUGAGCUCAAAGCUUGCGUCCAUGGCGUGGUUGGCAGUAUGGGGGCACCCCAGGAUUGGGAAGCGGCAGCAGGCUACAUAUCGCGCGCGAGCAAAGUACCCGAGCCCAUCAUACGGGGUGGAUUCGCAGCAUCCAUAGUACCGAGUGUUGAAGUCCCCGAUGCCCCUUGGGUAACUCUAGAGAACUCCAAAGAAAGUCUCUGUGGUUUAUUUUUACGCGAGUUCGAAAAGGCAGUUAAAGAUAGCGACGGCGCCAAGAUUACCCGGUUUUUUAAGCUAUUUCCUUUAAUUGGAAGAGGUGAUGUUGGUCUAGAUGUGUACGGCAGAUAUGUAUGCCAGGGAGUUGCCGGCACUGCGCGAGCAACUUUAAGAGAAGUGGCUGGUAGUACUGGGAGAAAUGACAGUUUUUUCUAUGCUAAUGCCCUGACAAAACUAUUUGAGCACAUCGCUCAGAUUGUCGAGAGUCAUGGCAGUCUCGUCGAGAGGCACUAUGGAGAGGGCAAGAUGGUCAAAGUUAUCGAAAGGCUACAGAUGGAAGCUGAUGUACAAGGCGGCAUCAUAUUAGAUUCUUGGAGCGACGACAGGAAUGUAAGCAGACGACUUACAGAUGUGAAGAGUUAUCCUUUCUCCUUUCUAGUGCAAAGCUUCUUGCCGCCACAGAAGACACUUGGCGCGACCCCUCGCAUGAACUCACCUGCGAUUGGUGGUGGGACUAACCCUCGCGCCAGUGAAGAUGAGGGUGUUAAUAUGAAGGAAAUUGACGGGCUCCUCAAUGAAAUAUCUGUCAUGCUUGGGCGUUGGUCACUAUAUAGUAGAUUCCUGGCCGGGAAGUGCAAGGGCUCGGAUACCCCAGAAAAUACUGCACUUUCAAUACCGACGUUAUUGAGUAACUCAAACCUCCAAAGAAAGGUCUCCGCAAAGCUCGUUGAGCCCUACAACUUCAUGUCAACAUUCUUCUUCAGGAGAUCUGUUGAAAAAGCGUUUCAAUUAGAUGAAUCCCCACCCGGGUUAUCUCUAAACCUCAAUAAACCUAUCGAAGCGAAUGCACCCUUCAUUAUUUCGGCUGUUGAUGAUGUCAUGUAUAUCGUCAGCGCAGUCAUUCAAAGAUCUAUCUCUACCUCUCAGCGUGAAGUGGUAUCUCACGUUGUUUCAUCAAGUGGCAGGGUACUUGAAUCUGACUUCAUUAAGAUGAUGCACCAGAAGAUGCAAAAUGAAUCAUAUCCACGAGCCGCCGUACAGGGAGGCAUGCCACCAGAAGACAAGAUCGUCGCAUUUAUUGUUUUAAUUAAUAGUCUUGACGUUUCUAACGAGUACUUGGCUCGAAUUAUAGCCACUCGAGUUGGCAGUUCACCAGACCACCCUAAUGGAACUACUCAACCCAACCCGCUUGCUGCUUCGUUCCCCUUUGACAACGACAUCGUACUCGUUACAUCUUCUCUUAAGAACCUACAUUCAACAUUCUCCGCAAAGGCGACCGAGCUCGUUAAUGAUGGUUUGCAGGUCCUUUUCAACCAGGUGGUCAGGCAAAAACUACGAGCGAUUAUGGCUGAAGCAUUCCGAGACGCAGAUUAUUGGCGGACGGAAGAAGAGCUAGCGGAAAUAGCUCUACAAAAUGACGAAGAUGAGGACGAACUUACAGACCGAGUACCACGGCGCUUUGAGCAGGGAUGGGACGCGCUCAUGAAACCUAUAGCACGGCUUAUGACAACCAAGACAUAUAACACGCUACUAGAAUUAACCGCAACGCACCUCUCAAAACAGAGUUUAGAGAAAAGAAUAUGGAGUUAUAGCGGUAAGACAAAUGCGUACGGAGCGAUUCGCAUGGAGCGGGACUUCAACGGAAUCAUCAGCACAGUGGCAAAAGGGAAUUACAGCGUGAGGGAGUUAUUCAAUAGAGUUUCACAGAUCCUCAUGGUUGCCAAUAUGGAAGAUGACGAGUGGGAAGAAUUGGCAGAUGCGGGCGAUGACGGUGGCAUCGAAUGGGUACUCAACCAAGAGGAAAGACGUAGAGCGCGGAACCUUGUUCGCGAGUGAAUACAUUGGCAUAUAGAAAAAGCAUGAUCCCAUAGAUCUCUCACCGUUGCCACGAGUUUAUGAAUACGUAAAUAUGUAACAUGCGCUUAACUUCUACAUAUCUACCCGACCUGUUAGAGACUGCCUCAAUCUUACUAUGAUCGCUUCGAAUUUCUGAUAUACUUGAAGAUCAAAUACUUAGAUUACGAAGUAAG
This is a messenger RNA of Xylaria bambusicola, 2906 nucleotides long. Its product is annotated as COG4 transport protein-domain-containing protein. Bases 283 to 2712 code for a protein of 809 amino acids. The record is from RefSeq and is a predicted model, not a curated record. Lineage: Eukaryota; Fungi; Ascomycota; Sordariomycetes; Xylariales; Xylariaceae. The transcript has 2 exons.